Amoebophrya sp. A120 is the source of this 2377-nucleotide messenger RNA. Lineage: Eukaryota; Dinophyceae; Syndiniales; Amoebophryaceae. The record is from the annotation of a GenBank genome assembly.
GGUAUUGAUCAUCUUGAUUUAGAAAAAAUAGACUCCAAACACAACUAUGGACAAGCUCCGCGUCGCCCAGCUCCGCGACCUGUGUCGCGAGAACAAGCUUCCGACGAGCGGGAAAAAAGCCGAGCUGCUAGCGAGGUUGAAAGAAGAACUCGGCGAGACAUUGCUGAUCCCCCAGUCUUCACUCGAGCAAGCAUCGCUGCAUGAUCAGCAGCCACGGCCCUCCUCCAAUGCACACGACAAUUCGAAUUCGAAUGCAGGCGCUCGUGGGGCUCCUGCAGCGUCUGGUGCGGGCAGUGGGAAGAAACCAAACCGGGAGAAAAAGGCUGCCGCCGGAGCGGCGGCGGCGGCGGGGGCUGCAGGAUCUUCUUCGGCGUCGCAUCAGGAAGUACGUCCAGCAGCUGUGCCUGAGUCUCACGUUUCAAUAGCCCCCGUCGUGGAGGAAACUGCGAUUAUUCCGGAGGAUGAGAGUAUCGCUGCGGAUCUAGGAGUACCGUCGCGCUCGGCUGGCGAGCAGAGUGCCGACGAGCUCCCUCUGCAAGUGGGAGCCAAAGCGGCCAGGCAUGAGAGUUCUGGUGGGGGCAGUGCCACCGGCACCAAAGAUGUCCUCGCCGCUCGUCCUCCGGUUGCCGAGAGCAUGAACGAGAGACCUCCAUGGAAGAACUACAGACAGAAACAGGCCGUUUCUAGUACGCAACACAUGAAGAUCACGACUGGUUGUAAGCAAGAUGUUGCUGCGAACAAUUCGGACCAUGCUGGAGCUGCCAAAGCGCAAGCUGCAAAAACACAUCUCGACGACGUCGACGAAAUCAUUGUUUUAUCGGACUCUGAAGACGACCGUGAAAUUAUCAAGCCUAGAAGCCACUCCGCGGAACUGGAUCCCCUUCCAGGGAAAAUGGAAAACAAGGCGUCUCAUGGAGAAACUCCGGAACGGGUUGAGAAAGCUGCUUCACGGUCAUCGCCACCACCAAAUGCUGCAAAGCCGAAUGAAAUUUCCGGUGGCAUGGUUACAGUUGUUGAAGAAGCUUUUUGCGCGAAACAGGGACUUUUUGAUCGGGAAGAAGAUCCGCCCAGCGCUACUGGACGUCGUGGGGCUGCGUCAUCACUUGGUGAGAAGCACAGAGGCGAAGGACCAUCAGGCAAUCAAGAAGUAUACGCGCCGGAGGAACGCAAACAAGUAUCACCACCUCGUCCACCACCACCCGGCCAAAGCUUACCUCCACCUACAAACCCUGAGCAGGACGAACCCUUGCAAGAACACCAAGGAGCACAAGCUCGAGUACUAGAUCAACCUCGCGAGGAAGGUAAUAGUACAGCGGUGCCUCUACAGCUCGCGGCUGCAAGUGCUGGAGCUAGUUCUUCCACCGGCAUUUCUUCUGCAAGGAACCUAAUCGACGCCGCGCCACCUGAAAAUCCUGGCCCGCCCAUGCCUCCGCGAACAACGCAAUCCGGCGUGCCGAUCCUGGACGCAACCUUCGCGCCUUGGCAAAAUCCGAAGUCGGGGGCUCAGGUCCACGCUGUUGUGGCUGCGGGCGGCGCAGCCAGCGACGGUGGACGACGAGAGACCGGACAACUUCUGUCGCGAGUUGGCGGAGGACAAACGGGCGAAGUUGUUUCAUCAUCUGGCACCUUUAGCGGUGGUAGUAGUUCCUCAUCCGCCACAUCAUUCAGAAGUGGGGCGGCUUUACAACUAGGUGUUGGUGUUGGAACUAUCAACUCAGCCUGUCUAAACAAGACAAGCGUGCUGACCAAACGCGCCUGCGACCUGGAGAAGACUUUUGUCGGAAGUUUGAACAGCGGCAGCGUUCUUGGAAAGAAAACUACGCCUACGCCUCGAACAGGAGACCAUGGUAACAGGUUGUUCGCGCCAACGCCCUCGGCAACCGCCCCUGCCGCAACCGCGGGGACCGAUGAUUUUGGAGAUGGCAAUUGCUUCUACAACGAAGUCGACGAUGGUAGUGCCGGUAGUCCCAGGGGCCUGAUCAAUCCGGCUUUGCGCAGCGGUGCGCUCAAUGAGUACGUUUCCAUAUCCGAAAAUGAAGUCAAAGUGAAGGAGUCGAACUUAGAGAGCCUUACCUUUACCAAUAUCACCGAGGAGGGCUGGAUUCAGAAAAUGUCUCCACCGAGCCAGGCGGAGUUCAAGCAGGUGUUCGUCGCACCGAAGUUUGUGCAGGCGGGGGUGGAUACGUAUUUGCUGCGUGGAGGCAGUAGACCGAAUGAUCCAAAUGACUUCGGUUCAGGUCGUGUUCUAACGCCUCCUGAUGCUGUAGAGAACAACGCGAAACGCUUCAAGAAAAACGCUCCGCAGCCGUGAUGGGAUGGAAGUUGUGCACCAGAGAUUUCACAAACGCAAACAUGAACGAUGAUGAACUAUGAAGAC